Molecule: messenger RNA, 955 nt
Organism: Corylus avellana
Lineage: Eukaryota; Viridiplantae; Streptophyta; Magnoliopsida; Fagales; Betulaceae
Product: transcription factor MYB78
Biological process (GO): regulation of DNA-templated transcription
Cellular component (GO): nucleus
Molecular function (GO): DNA-binding transcription factor activity; sequence-specific DNA binding
Source: RefSeq, a predicted model, not a curated record
UUUAAUCCAAAAAACCCAACAUCUUCUCUAUAUCCAAACAUCUCCUUAAUUCGCCCAGCUGGGAUCCAUGGAGGGUCACGUGAUAUUAGCUUCUGGGUCUGCAGAGCAGGUGAGUGACAUCAUCAUCAGGAGAGGUCCAUGGACGGCUGAAGAGGAUUCCAUGCUCAAGACUUACGUCACCAUCCACGGCGAGGGUCGCUGGAACUCCGUUGCUCGCUGCGCAGUUUUUACAGGUCUGAAGCGAACCGGAAAAAGCUGCAGAUUAAGGUGGUUGAACUACUUGCGGCCUGAUGUUAGGCGUGGAAAUAUCAAUCUCAAAGAACAGCUAUUGAUUCUUGAGCUCCAUUCUCGUUGGGGCAAUAGGUGGUCCAAAAUAGCGCAAUAUUUGCCUGGGAGAACAGAUAAUGAGAUAAAAAACUAUUGGAGAACGAGGGUCCAAAAGCAGGCUAAGCAGCUCAAAUGUGACGUCAAUAGCAAACAGUUUAGAGACGCCAUGCGUUACGUAUGGAUUCCCCGGAUGAUGGAGCGGAUCCGGGCCACAUCCGAACCCUACUCGGAUCAACCAGCCUCCACCAGUAACCACACAGCUGGGGUCAACCCAAGUCAGGUUGGCGCGUUUGGGACCGACCCGGUUGACCCUUAUUUCAUGCCCGCAAUAUCGGGUGGCGGUGCUUCAUCGGAUUCGUCGGAGGCCCAAGUUUCGUCGAUUUCGGAUGUAACCGAAUGUCAUGAUUUAUCGGGCGGUAAUAAUUACCCGGAUAAUCUACAAAACGGGCCGGUCUCAUGCCAACCGGGCAUGGAUAUCCAAGCAUUGGAGCAUAGCAAUGGAUGGUUUGGUGGUGGGGACUCAUUGGACGGGUUGUGGAGUGAUGAGAACAUGUGGUUUUUGCAACAGCAGCUUUGUGAUGCACUCUAAAUAAUAGAAUUCUCUUACGUGACGCAUUUAGGCAUUCAA